CAGACGUCAAAAUAGAAUAAUUUGUAGUAGAAAUAGUAGAAUCCACUUCCAGCAAUAUGGACUUGAAAUGGUGUUGAAAUUAUUUUCCUGUUUAUAUUUUUACCUUUAUCGAGAUUGUUGAUCUUAGAUUACAAUACAGUUGUCAUCUCAAACGUUUGUGCUAUACUUUAUUUAAAUUGGUGGUUCCUGUAGAUAUAUUUUCGACAAUAUAUUCCUACAACGAAAACACAAAACAGCUUCAGGCUCUCAACUCAUUCUAUCCUCCGACAUUCUCGCAUCGAAAGAUGGGCACGUGGACGCAACAGUGAUCCGUCAUCGACCAUGCUAGGCUCCCUCGACAACGAUGUCACCCCUUGCGUUGCCGGCCAACGCAAGAAGAGGUUCCCCGGCCGCUGGUCUCUGAGACACCUCAUCUAUUCUAGUCCGAUAUUGAACAGGAGGCGCGGCCAGAACGCCUCGGAACCAUCGAAAUCUCACAAGAGAGAAGGUAGAGAUGUUCCAGAUGGAAAAGUAGGAACUAGUUCCAAGGAGAAUGAAAGACAUCAUGUACAAAUUCAUCAAGCUACUAGUCGAACUUCUGUUUACACCACAAGCACGAAGAGUGGGGACGCAGCCCCGACUUCGUUGGAGUGCCCUCUGUGUUUCGCCGAACUAACGCCGGAAGAUUUCUGCGAAUUAGAAGGAUGCGGGCACAGGGCUUGCAUCUGUUGCUUCCAGCAGUAUCUCCGCGUGGAAAUCACCGAAUCUCGCAUUUGUAUCUCUUGCCCGGAAUGUCUCGAACCCAUGCAUCCUAACGAGAUCCGAUCGAUCCUGAACAAUCCGGCGCUCUUCACCAAAUACGAGGACUUCAUGGUGCGUCGUGUCCUGGCCGUAGACCCCGACGCCAGAUGGUGUCCGGCGCCGGACUGCUCGUUCGCCGUGAUAGCGAGCGAGUGCGCCAGCUGUCCGAAGCUGAAGUGCGAGCGGCCCGGCUGCGACUCGUUCUUCUGCUAUCACUGCAAGGCCGAAUGGCAUCCGAAUCAGACGUGCGACGCGGCGAGGGCGCUUCGAUCGCCGCACGUGAGAGCGUCUUCGAUCAGCUAUAGUCAGGAUUCUCAACAUAGAGAUGACAUAAAACCCUGCCCACGAUGCCAAGUGCUCAUAGUGAAAAUGGAUGACGGUUCUUGUAACCAUAUGAUGUGCGCCGUAUGCGGCGCCGAAUUUUGUUGGCUGUGCAUGAAAGAAAUCAACGAUCUUCACUUCCUCAGUCCUUCCGGUUGCACCUUCUGGGGCAAGAAACCCUGGUCGAGAAAGAAGAAGAUCUUGUGGCAGCUGGGCACUCUGGUCGGCGCUCCUGUCGGCAUCGCCCUGGUGGCGAGCAUCACCAUUCCCGCAAUGGUGAUUGGCAUUCCAGUUUGGGUAGGGAGGAAAUUGUAUGCGAGGUAUAAGACUGCCGGUAAACACAAGCGAAAUACUGCCAUCAUCGGGGGAGUAAUAGCAUCGGUGCUGAUCUCCCCCAUCCUGGCAGGCCUCGCCGUCGGCAUCGGCGUCCCCAUUCUCCUCUUCUACGUGUACGGCGUCGUGCCGCUGUCCUUGUGCCGUUCGGGCGGAUGCGGGGGUGGCAGCAGCGGCGGCGGCGGUCCGGCGUCGUCGGCGUCGGGGGCGGCGUCGUCUGCCGAAAACGACGCGCACGGCGACGCAGCUCGGGCGGGAGACUCGGCGUCCAUCGACGCCGCUUCGGCCAAGGGCGUCGGCGCGAUGAACCCCUCGAUCGGGGAAGCUAGUCUGUCGAUGGCCAGCGGCAGCCAAGUACUUAGUGACCAGUUCUGCCAUCCUACCCACAGGGGGGACAUCGAAGAGGACGGCGAAUCGUCCAGUACGCACGCGCUGGCGGGCAGCCUCGGGCAGGGCGGCGGGGGAGGGGCGGGCGGCCGGGGGCAGCGGCUCGACGUCCACGCCGAUUUGGCGUCCGCCCAGCGGUUCAGCCUGACGAGUCUCAGCGAGUCGGCGAACGCGAGCAGCAUAGCCGACGACGCGGCGGCCAGCGUUCGGGCAUUGGCCGGUUCGAUGCUAAACUACAAGACGCCCGGCAGCGACUCGUGCUCCUGCGUCACCACCGAAGACUGCUCGUCUGAGCGCGUGCGCUUCGACGACAACGUCAGCCUGGUGACGUCAUCGCAAGCGGAGAAGACGAGCAUCGGCAGCAGCUGCAGCUUCCGGGCGCGGUGCGUCGUCCGGCCUGCGCACAACGUCGCGCGCAGCGGCGCAGCGGGACACGCUGUCGAUGCGCUCAGCGACGACAGCAUCUGCAUCGAUAUCGACGAGAAGGCGUCGCUUCGGAAAUAUCCUUCACAGGCAGCCAUCCUGCGCAGUCAGUUUUUCCAUUCGAUCAACGAUGGCAAGCCGACAGCAAAAAGUCUCGACGAAAAAACCAUCAUCGAGGUGUCGAACGAAACCUUAGACAAACAGACGCGACCGCUCGUUUUUUUUCUCGAAAAUUGACCGACUCGCACCGACAUUUUUCUCAGCGCCUGCUACUUAAAUGAUUCGUCGUGAAAUAAAUAACGUGUAAACUUUCAUUGUAACUGAUUUACUGACCGUUAAUGACAGAUUCUGUACAACGUUUUUUUUAAUAUACAGGGUGUCCGGAAAUUAUGCGCAAAAAAUCAAGGAGGUGAUUCUACAUGAUGAAAUAAGGAAUUAAUUUCAUAUGUACGUGGGUCCGGAAAUGCAUAGUUUUCAACAUACAGUGUGUUAAAACUUGAUCGGUUUUUUAUGAAUAUCUCAAAUGUCCUUCCACCGAUUUUCUUGAAAUUUGGCAAUGAUAUUUUUUGUCAUGAGGGGCUGAUAUAACUAUAAUUCAAUUGGAAUUAUGAAAUUCAGUGGCGUCCCGGGGGGCAACCUACCGAAUAUUAUUGUUAAUAAAAUGUCCGCCACUGAUUUUUUUGAAUUUUGUAUCUCUAUAACCUAUUGACCAACUAAAAAUACAACAUUUUGGUCUCUUGAAUUGUUUUGAUAAUUUGCUUCAUUUCCAUGGAAAAAAAUAAAAACCAAUUUAUUGCAUAAAUUUUUGCCAAAAAAUUCCUUCAAAAACUGGGGUGAAAAUUAAUGCGUGAUCAAUCCCCAUGGACAUAGAAUAAUUAUGAAGAUUUAUUUUCUCCAAAUAUUUCUUGAUCCAUGUUUGACACACUCUACACUCUGUAUAUUGAGAACUAUGUAUUCUCGGUAAAGGAAGGCGUAGUUUUCGAUAAUACAAAGUGUGUCAAACAUGUAUUAUAAAAUAUUUGAAGAAAAUGAAUCUCCAUUCUUAUUCUCCGUCCAUGGACAUGGAUCACACAUUUAAUUUCACCCCUGUUUUUGAAGCAAUGUUUUGCACAAAUUUAUACAAUGCAUUGGUUUUUAUUUUUUUCUUCGGAAACGCAGCAGAAUAGCAAAACAAUUCAAGAGACCAAAAUGUUGUAUUUUUAGUUAAUCAUUAGGAUAUUAAGAUACAGAAUGUAAAACAAUCAGUGGCGCACAUUUUAUUGAUAAUAAUAUUCGGUAUGGUGCCCCCGGGACGCCACUGGAUUUCACAAAUCCUAUUCAAUUAUGGCUAAAUCAGCCCCUAAUGACAAAGAAAAUCAGUGCCAAAUUUCAAGAGAAUCGGUGGAAGAAUAUUUGAGAUAUUCAUAAAAAACUGAUUUUUUCUAAUAGGUUUAGCACACUGUAUCUUGAAAACUAUGCAUUUCCGGACCCAAGUAUAUAUGAAAUAAAUUUCAUGCUUUCUCAUGCAGAAUCACCCCCUUGAUUUUUUGCGCAUAAUUUCCGGACACCCUGUAUGCAUAUCUUUCAUGUCAUGAUUUUAAAGACAAUUAUCUAAUUGUGGUUGCAUACAUCGGCGUGGCCAAUCAAAUUUUAUUAUUAUUAUUUUUAUUGAAGAUGGGACUUACAGUCAGAAACAAGUUUUGGUAUAGGGAAGUAUACUUAACAAUUAUACACAACUAAAUUGAGGGGGCAAGUGGAAGAAGGAUGUUACAAGUAUGAGUUUGUGAGAAAAAUAGGUUUUAGUAAAGUUGGCUGGCAUUUUUUAAUGAAAGCUAGUUUAAUAAUUUGAUUUAUGCACUAGCGGGCCGUAAAGUGCACUUUACCGCCCGAUUUUGCGGGCGUUAAGUCGCACUUUACCGCCCGCUGUUCUCAGUCACCUUAUAUCCACAUAUCAAUUUAUGAAAAACCUAUGAUCAUAUUUCUAGAUUCUGAUAUAUCCAGCGGUAUAUCAUAAACUUCUUCUUCAUCCGAUUCCAUAGUCUCGCUAUUAUUAUUAUCACUAAUUUUACUUUUCAAUCGAAGAAUGACAAUUCAGCUCGUUUAUUGGAUGUAUUGCUAUAGACAACAACCAUCAGAUUGAUUGACAACGUAAAAAUAAGUUAGGUUUAUAUACUGGGUAUGCAUAUUGUCAAAUUCUGAAGAAUGAAUCUCUUCUACAGCUGAAAGAGUUUUACUAUUACGAUAAUUGCAAUAUUCGUACGAUAAUUUUCAUAUGUAAAUCAUCCAUGAACAUUACGCUUCUCUUGAUUACUGAAUUUAUACGUAACAAAUUAAAUUCUGGGGAAUAUUAGUUUAUCGAAAUCUAUAGUCAUUACUUAUGAGUCAGAAAAUAAACCACUAGUGCAUAAAAUGUUGUAUGUAUCUCGUGCGUGAAAUGCGUUUAUGGCCUUCAGCGUGUAAUGGCCCUCGGCUAACGCCAUCGGGUCAUUAUUCACGCCACAGGCCAUAAACGCCUACUUUACGCCCUUGAUACAUAAAUAACUAUUAUGCAAUUGUGAGGAAUAGUUUUGGGUUGUUUUUUUUGUGAUUCACCGCAUUUGGCUAUCAUAUCAUUUUUGAUAUACAUAUGGAUUCAUGCAUACAUAACCCCUUCUUGCAUUUCCUGAUAUGUAGAUAAUGGGCACUUAGCUCCUUCUUUCAUUUCGUUCUUGAUGUUUAGUGUAACAUAGUCCUUUCUGGUCACUGUGUAUCUACUCAGAUAUGAGAAUAGAAACAAAUCCUGACAGGGCAAGUUACAUAAUUAUGAACGUAACACCUUCUUCCAUGACAUAACCGAAUAUCUUCAGAAAAUGUUACUUGACCUCUUCUUCCACUUGCCCCUUCAAUUAUAACAAACUGGCAUAAAUAAUAACAUACGUUCAGAAAUGAUAAAUUUUUCAAGUUCGUAUUUGAAUUUGUGCAAUUUUUUAUAUUAUCUGGUAAUUUGUUUUAUUCGAACAGAGCAGCGUGGGUGAAUCUUUUUUGUCCUAUGGAAGAAUUAGCAAUAUCCAGAUGCAAUGAACCAUGUUUAGUUUCGUAAUCAUGAAUUUAAUUGUUUCGUGUUGAAAUAAAAUUGGAUUUCAAUCUUUUAUUUAUGGUAUUGUAUGUUAUUUUCAUAUUUUCAAUUUUGAACAUUUCUUUCAAUGAGAAUGUUUUUGUUAUUUUAUAUAACUGAUUUGUUGGUGUAUCAUAUGGUAAACGAUACAGUACUUUCAAUGUCUUUUUAUAUAAUGCAGAUAUUUCAUCAAAAUUAUGUCCCCAAACAUUUAUCAAAUAUUUAAUGCGACUGAGUAUAUGAGAAUAAAUAAUUAUAUUUGCAAUUUUUUUAUCGAGCUUGGGACAUCUUCUCAGGGCUCCAAUAGAUGUUUUUUUCAUUAAAACUUUCACAUGUUUGUCCCACUUUAAUUUACCAUCCAACCAAAUUCCAAGAUACUUUUUCUCAUUAUUUCGUUUCGAAGAUCCAUUUUUAAAUACUGUCUGUAGGUUAAUCGAGGAGGUGGUACAUUCAUUUUACUUGGUUCUUUGGGAUUUUCUCUCCUCGUUUCUAUAAAAUAAAAUAAAAGUAUUCGUAUUAUUUCAAUAUAUUUGUAGAGGGACAAAUCAGAUGAUUUGCCCCAAAAUGUCACUGCGUUUAACAAAUUUUUCUAUCAGGGAGUCUAAAAGAAAAAUCCAGUAGCUUGUCAGUGACAAUUUGUUUGAACAAAUUUUUGAAGGAAAGAAAUAUAGAUAUAUUGAAAAAAUAUCGAAUUUGUACUUAUCUUUGUAACUCAUUUGUAGACUAAAAUCACUCAUUCAUAUGCCAACAUCAGUAUAACACUGAAAAGUGUCAUACGCAGCACAACUUUCAAAGAAAAAUAAUUUGCAUUUACAUGUUGAGAACGGGAGCAGAAUCGGUCCCGAAACGUCCAAAGAUAAGUACAAAUUCGAUAUUUUUUCAAUAUAUCUAUAUUUCUUUCCUUCAAAAAUUUUUUCAAACAAAUUGUCACUGACAAGCUACUGGAUUUUUCUUUUAGACUCCCUGAUAGAAAAAAAUUGUUAAACGCAGUGACAUUUUGGGGCAAAUCAUCUGAUUUGUCCCUCUACAAAUAUAUUGAAAUAAUACGAAUACUUUUAUUUUAUAGAAACGAGGAGAGAAAAUUCCAAAGAACCAAGUAAAAUGAAUAUCCAUUUUUAAUCUUGGGAUUUAAAUUUAUAUAUUUCUUUUUUUUUUUGAAAAAUCUUAUAUUCUGUCUCACCAGUAUUUAUUGACAAAAGGUUUGAAUGCAGCUAUUUUUCAAAUAUCAUCAAGUCCAUUAAUUAUAUUUUCUAAAAUGAUAGGAUUUUUAUUUUCAUAUAAAAGCACCGUAUCGUCUGCAUAAAUAAUGUAAUUACUUUCUGUUUCAAUGUUGGUGAUAUUGAAUGUAUAAUAAAUAUAAGAUUGGUCCUAAAACAGAUCCUUGAGGAACACCUUUAGUCAUCGGUAGUCUAUGAGACUCUGAGUUGGUAGAUUUGGUACAGAUUUCGAACGAUUACUAAAUGUAUGCAAAUUUCUUGUGGAAAUUUGAAAAAAAUGAUACCGCGUGAAGAAUUUGCAUACGCCGGCCUCGUGUAGGAAGUCCCAAAAUUAUUAACUGAAUAUGUGAUAGAUAGUGUGAAUAAUUAUUUGAAAUCACAAUAAAGGUGCAAGUUAGUUCAGUUAGUAUAGUGAUACAACUAAUACCCAAAAUAUGGCUGCGAAAACGCAAACGUUCAAUAAUUUUUCGUAAUCCCAUACUGUUAUUUUGAUUUAACGGUAUUCAGAUGACAAUUGAAAAAUUAAUGUUAACAGCCUCCGUUUGUUAAGAUUCUUCAACGAUCGGUGGCCGUUAAAUCUUCCAUAACACGAUGUUGGGAUUUUUCUGUAGAAUUACAAUUUUCUGUAGGUAGGUACGUGGUUUGUUCUUUCCUCGAAAUCAAAAUUCAGUCUUUUAGCGGGAUUACGGAAUGUCCUGAACAACACACUAGUUCAGCAAUGCCCGCUAUUUCUCACCAUGUUCGUUCAUUUGAUAAAAAUCUUUCCGCGGUAUAAUUUUUUUCAAAUUUCAACAAAAACCAAUUCUAAUGGUUGUAAUGAUUGUUCCGAAUCAUCAAUUUUAUAAUAAUAAUAAUAUGUCUUUAUUUAUACCACGGUACAAAAGGGGGGAAUUCAGUCGCACACAUUCGAAGAAUGCAGGAGGCAGCUCUUCAAAUUUCAAAUUCAAAUUUGAAGCCGCGACAGGUGAGCCCAAUAAUUAGAAAAUUGUCUAGGACAUGUUGAAAACCCCUAAAAAUCAUGACUUGACAGAUGCAUUGAUUAAAGAAACGUUGCACAGAAUCUGGUAUUAACGGUCAGUCUAUAAUGAUGCCUUAUGUGGUGUCCCAAAUUCGAGGACAUUGUUGAAUUAUAAUUAUUGUGACCGAUUUCUCUUGAUGCCUGUACAAGGUGUUUUUCCAUCUGGGCCACUAUUCUUACGACUUCAAGAGUUAUUCAAGUCAAUGACAUUUGAUAGGCAUUCACGGAGCAUUCAACCUGACCUGAAUUUUUGGGACACCCCGUAUCAUCACUCAUACUUUGCAAUCGACUCCCCAAUUUCGGAACCUACUUAUGUGAAGCGAGUUUGUUGAUAAUUUUAUGUGAUUGUUGAAAUUAUAUAAGUGAGGCUUUUCUCUGUGUAUAUACUGGUAUACAGGGCUAUCUGAAACUUGUCAUUGACUAUGGAUACAAAGAAUAUUUUACCAAUCUGUAUCAUUCAAAUUGUUGAGAUCUAAAAAAUGAAAGGGGCAUACCAAAAAAAAGAAUAAAAAAUGAUAACGUCGUCUUAUAGGUAAUUUUUCAGUGCCAUCGUCAAAUUAGUUCACGUUUUGUGAUUUUAAAAUAUGUAUCAUGGAGUUCGCCUUGCACAAAUUAAACUUUUAUAUACCUUCAGUUUUCCAAGAUAAUAUGUAUUGGCGUUGUUUUCGGAUGGCCCUGUAUGUUGAAAUGGAAAUAUUGCCAGCAUUCCAAAAUAGGUUUUUAUGGCAUAUCAAACGAAAUAAAUGAACAUUACAAAUCCACUUUGAUGUCAGGUGUUUUAUAACGUCGGAUUUUUAAUGCACAUUAUUUCGUGCCAUAAGGCCCUAUUUUUCAUUAGUUGCUGACAUAAGACUUUAUAUUUGCUAGUGAAAUUUUUAAUAUCGAUUAUUUUGUUGAGUGAAUGUUAUUACUAUUGUUCGAAUAUGUAACAUAUUUUUAAAUUUCAUAGAAAAAAGUUUCAUUUUCUAUUAAGGAUAUUUUAAGAUUAUUUUUUUAAUUGUACUGUAACAUAAAAAUAUAUUACCGGAAUAUAAGUUAUUGUCUUAU
Phaedon cochleariae (mustard beetle) is the source of this 8599-nucleotide messenger RNA. The record is from the annotation of a GenBank genome assembly. Lineage: Eukaryota; Metazoa; Arthropoda; Insecta; Coleoptera; Chrysomelidae.